UUGAAAUUUAGGGUUAAAGAAUGGCUAACAUAUUAUGUUAAUAUUCAUUUUUCUUGUGAAUACAAACAAGAAAAGGGAAGGUAAUAUCAUACGUUUUGGGUGAGGAGGCACCGUACGUGCGGUUGUCCGUCCGUAUCUCCUUUUCGUCCGUGAUGCCCACAGGCCUCUCUCUUUUGCCUUUCAGUGUCGCCUCUGCUCUUCACCAUUAACUCUCUGCCUUCCCAUCUUCCCAAACCUUCUUCACAUGGAAGCUUUGCCCUCCCUCACUUUCCUCGCUUCGAUCCUUCUUUUAACUCGGUAUGAUCAUUCAUUUCCUAUUCUUCUUGUUCUUCUUCAUGUUUGUUCUUUUAAUCCACGAGACUCUUCCAACCCAUUUCCUUUUUCUUUGUUGUUAUGCUUGAUUUGAUUUGAUCUCCUUUUUGCUGCUGUUUUAUUGUUUUUGCUUCCCUUUUGCAAAUGGAUCAUAAAAGUAGUUGUUGUCUGUUGUUUAUGUAUAUGAAAUUGGCGUUUAAUUUGGAAGGUAGAAAUGGAACUACUGAAGUUCAAUGGAUGAGAGUGGUGGAACAGCAAGAGCUUGAUUCAAGUUACUGUAAGCAUUUGUAUGUUCAUAAGCUGAGAGUUUGAAGGAAGGGGAAAUACUAAAUCCUUUAUCUUAUGAUGGAGUCUUGUGAUUGCAUUGACACCCAGUGGCCUCCUGAUGAACUUCUAGUGAAAUAUCAGUAUAUCUCAGAUGCGCUAAUCGCAUUAGCUUAUUUCUCUAUCCCAUUGGAGCUCAUAUAUUUUGUGCAAAAGUCUGCAUUCUUUCCUUACAGAUGGGUGCUUAUGCAAUUUGGUGCUUUCAUUGUUCUCUGUGGGGCAACACACUUCAUCAACCUUUGGACGUUUUCGACGCACUCGAAGACGGUGGCCAUGGCGAUGACUGUUGCAAAAGUUGCUUGUGCUAUUGUUUCGUGCUCGACUGCAUUGAUGCUUGUUCAUAUUAUUCCUGAUCUUUUGAGUGUCAAAACUCGAGAAUUGAUCCUUAAGAACAAGGCUGAAGAACUUGACAGGGAAAUGGGACUUAUUCUUACUCAGGAAGAAACUGGAAGGCAUGUUAGAAUGCUUACUCAUGAAAUAAGAAGCACACUCGAUCGAGAUACGAUAUUAAAAACGACGCUUGUCGAGCUGGGAAAGACGUUGGGGCUUGAGGAAUGUGCUCUGUGGAUGCCAUCACGGGCUGGCAUAAGUCUACAGCUUUCACAUGCCUUGAACUAUCAGAUACCAGUGGGAGCUCAUAUUCCUAUAAACCUUCCUGUUGUGAAUGAUGUUUUUAAGAGUAAUCGAGCCAUACGUGUUCCCUACAACUGCCAAUUGGCUAAGGUCAGGACUCCAUAUUUGGCACCUGAAGUUGUUGCUGUGCGAGUUCCUGUCUUGAACCUUUCAAAUUUUCAAAUGAACAAUUGGCCUGAUGGCUCUUCCAGGAGCUACGCUAUAAUGGUUUUGAUUCUUCCUACUGGUAGCGCUCGGAAAUGGCGAGAUCAUGAGUUGGAACUUGUCGACGUCGUCGCAGACCAGGUAGCUGUAGCUCUUUCACAUGCUGCAAUUCUCGAAGAGUCUAUGCACGCCCGCGAUCAGCUCGUGGACCAAAACGUAGCAUUGGAUUUAGCUCGAAGAGAAGCAGAGAUGGCAGUUCACGCUCGUAACGACUUCUUGGCUGUCAUGAACCAUGAAAUGAGGACGCCAAUGCACGCAACAAUCGCUCUUUCGUCCCUACUUUUGGAGACCGAGCUGAGUCCAGAACAAAGAGUGAUGAUAGAAACAAUACUUAAGAGUAGUAAUCUUCUAGCCACACUGAUUAAUGAUGUCUUGGACCUUUCCAGACUCGAAGAUGGUAGUUUGGCAUUGAACAUAAGAUCAUUCAACCUCCAUGCUAUUUUCAAAGAGGCAAUGGAUCUUAUCAAGCCCAUUGCUUCGGUUAAGAAGCUGUCGAUGGCGUUGAUGUUGGCCUCGGAUUUGCCCGUCUGUGCCGUUGGUGACGAGAAGCGACUUAUGCAAAUCAUCUUGAACAUCGUCGGUAAUGGGGUGAAGUUUACUAAGGAAGGUCAUGUUUCAAUCAUAGCAUCUGUUGCAAAACUCGAGUCUCUGAGAGAUUGGCGCGCUCCCGAGUUCUAUCCGAUGCAGUCCGACCGCCAUUUCUACCUCCGAGUUCAGGUUAAAGAUUCAGGAUGUGGUGUUCUUCCCCAAGACAUUCCUCAUCUGUUUACCAGAUUCACUCAACUACGAACACGAUCUAGCCGAACAAAUGGUGGGGUUGGACUCGGAUUGGCUCUUUGUAAACGGUUUGCAAAUCUCAUGGGAGGUCACGUAUGGAUCGAGAGCGAUGGCCCCGAAAAAGGUACGACAGGCGUGUUCAUCGUCAAACUCGGGAUCUGCAAUGCUAAUCCAAAUGACUUAUCAAUCAAGCGAGUCGCCUCCGUUGUAAAUCACAGAAGUGCAGAUCUCCAUGGACACAGACCAAUCUUCAGAGAAACCGAUCAAGUCACCUUUUCCAGUUCGCGAUAUCAAAGAAGUCUCUGAACUUCGAUGCACAUUCUGA
Cucurbita moschata (crookneck pumpkin) is the source of this 2575-nucleotide messenger RNA. Its product is annotated as ethylene response sensor 1-like. Gene Ontology annotation, biological process: signal transduction; phosphorylation. Gene Ontology annotation, cellular component: endoplasmic reticulum. Lineage: Eukaryota; Viridiplantae; Streptophyta; Magnoliopsida; Cucurbitales; Cucurbitaceae. The record is from RefSeq and is a predicted model, not a curated record. Bases 655 to 2556 code for a protein of 633 amino acids. The transcript is spliced from 6 exons. Gene Ontology annotation, molecular function: ethylene receptor activity; protein binding; phosphorelay sensor kinase activity.